AUGCCAGCCAUGGACAAACCCAUCGAUGAACUGGUCGAUAGAGCCUACGAAAAUUCAGAGAUGGCCCAAGACAUGCUGACGGCCCUGAGAGACGCAUCAACCCACCGCCGCUGGCCCAAGAAAUGGCGAAAGGAACUUCGCGUAGCAAUGGCAGACUGCUCUGUCAUUGGGAAUCGCAUAUACUACCGCGAGAAGCUCUUCAUACCACCCAACGAUCAGGAACUAAAGACCCAGGUUAUUUACCCCUCUGUCUUUAUCAGCCGAGUCUAUUGCCUCCAUGGCACACCCGACAAUGUCAUCUCCGACCGCGGUUCCCAAUUCAUCUCCGAGUUCUGGCGCCAAGUCUCCGACCGCCUAGGAGUUCGACUCCGCCAUUCUUCCGCCUUCCACCCAGAGACAGACGGACAAACGGAACGGAUCAACGCAGGCAUCGAACAAUAUCUGAGAGCAUUCAUGAACUUCCACCAAGACGACUGGGUCGACUGGCUCCCUCUUGCCGAGUUCGCCACGAACAACGUUACAUCUGAGACCACGGGAGUAUCACCAUUCUUCGCUAACUAUGGGUUUCACCCCAAACUCGGCACUGAACCAACCAAGCCACUGCCGCCAAACCAGUCCGCAGCCCAACGACGAGAGUUCCUCAAAGCAAACAACAUCGCCGACCGCUUUGAGCGUAUUAUCACUCAGCUGAAAGCCCUUGCAACCCAAGCCGCCAGACGCUACGAGGAGAACGCCAACCUCAAUCGAGAAGAUGCUCCUCAGUACGCCGAAGGUCAAGAAGUCUACAAGCAAAUGGUCUACCCGGCCAAGACGUUAUCAACGAGGCCGAGUCAAAAAACAUCCGAGGACGAGUCCUAG
This is a messenger RNA of Hirsutella rhossiliensis, 858 nucleotides long. RefSeq names its product integrase core domain-containing protein. Bases 1 to 858 code for a protein of 285 amino acids. Gene Ontology annotation, biological process: DNA integration. Gene Ontology annotation, molecular function: nucleic acid binding. The transcript is spliced from 3 exons. NCBI's taxonomy places the organism in Eukaryota, Fungi, Ascomycota, Sordariomycetes, Hypocreales, Ophiocordycipitaceae. The record is from RefSeq and is a predicted model, not a curated record.